This is a messenger RNA of Camelus dromedarius (Arabian camel), 635 nucleotides long. It is a transcript of the gene MS4A3, whose product is annotated as membrane spanning 4-domains A3. Lineage: Eukaryota; Metazoa; Chordata; Mammalia; Artiodactyla; Camelidae. Gene Ontology annotation, cellular component: plasma membrane. The transcript is spliced from 6 exons. Bases 111 to 635 code for a protein of 174 amino acids. The record is from RefSeq and is a predicted model, not a curated record.
GUUUUCCAGAAAAGCAAGUGUUACUGAGUAUCUCCUACUAGCGAUGAGAUGGACUUGAGAAGAAAGAAUUCUAUUACGGCUUGAAGCCUCCAAGCCAUCACUGACCCCAAAUGGCGUCCCAAGAAGUGGAUAAUGCAGAGCUGGGGACUGCCUCAGCAGGUGCCCCAGGAAGCCAGGGGGAACCGGAGGUGGUGAAUAAUUCUGUCUACCGGCCCAUUCAUAAGUCACAAAAUUACCAAGAGGAACUACAAGCCCUUGGGUUUAUUGUUUCAGGAGUCUUAUCUGUCAUAGCCGGGAAAAAGCCCACAAAAGAAUGGAUAGAAAGGAGUUUCGGGAUGAACAUUGCCAGUACUACAAUUGCACUGGUCGGGCUUGUUUUUCUUUCAAUGAAUUUAGCAGUGAAUAACCCAUCACUCAAGAAUUGUCAGUCUUUCCAGCCACCUGACUUAUGUAUUUACAAGGAAGCCUCAUCAAACGGCCUUGUGUCCAUCAUGCUGAUCCUCACCUUGCUGGAACUGUGCACAGCCAGCUCUAUCUCAGUCAAGUGGUGCAAAGCAAACUGUAGUCCUUUGAGAAAGAGUGACAUUACUUUUACUAUUAGCAGCAGCAGCAGCAUCCUUCUGGCAAGCCAGUAA